AUGCAGGCUGACAAAAUUCCCGACUUCCUCGCAGAGCAGCGAGAGCUUGCUCAUGAUGAUUUCCAGCCUUUGUUCUUGUCAUUAGAAGACUACUGGGAACGAAAACUAUGGCAUCAACUCACCGAUUCAUUGAUAGAGUACUUUAUUAAGCCCCAAAGCGCUCCGCAGAGACUCUCGUUGUUCAACAACUUUGUUAUCAGUUUCGCCGAAAAAAUAAACCAAUUGAAGUUUGUGUCUCUCGGACAAAUGGCUUCUACGCAGUGUAAGGGUGAUGCCGAACGGUUAUCCUUUCUAACUUCAUUGGCGAAGAGAGUCGACAAACCCAGCUCACAAGAUGCUUACGUUUACGCGAUGGCCGAUGUUGCAGGCGUUAAGCUACGACUCAAAGACUUUGAAGGUGCCCGAAAAGACCUUGAUGCGUCCCAGAACAUACUAGAUUCAUUUGACUCUGUUGAGAAUGUCGUACAUGCAUCGUUUUAUAAAGUAAACGCAGACUACUAUCAUGGGAAACUGGAAUUUGCCUCUUAUUAUAGGAACGCUCUCCUCUAUCUCGCUUGCGUCGACAUAGCAGAUUUCAUGCCAGAAGAAUCAGCAUUAAGGGCAUAUGAUCUCAGCGUAGCGGCUCUAGUUUCUGAUACCAUUUACAACUUUGGCGAACUUCUUCUCCACCCAAUCCUCGAUUCACUGACCGAAACACCACAUGCAUGGCUUCGUGAACUCCUCUUUGCUUUCAAUCGUGGUGAUCUGACUGCCUAUGAUGUACUAGCGGGAAACAUCGGCAAAAACAAACUUCUUGAAGAACACAAGCAUUUCCUUUACCAGAAAAUCUCUCUCUCUGCAUUAACUGAGAUGAUCUUUCGACGGCCACCCCAUGAUCGAACUGUUUCAUUUGCAACAUUAUCCGAAGAAACAAAGAUUCAACCAAACGAGAUUGAGUACUUGGUAAUGAAAGCUUUGAGCCUGGGUCUUCUGAAGGGCUCGAUUGAUCAGGUAUCACAAAUCGCGUGCAUCAACUGGGUACAACCGAAAGUCCUCGAUAUGAAGCAAAUCGAGGGAAUAAGAAACAGGCUGAAAGAAUGGGAUGCAGGAGUUAAUCAAUUGGGUCACUGGAUUGAAGGGGUCGGUAAAGAUGUCUGGGUUGCAUAA
Messenger RNA from Ophidiomyces ophidiicola, 1146 nucleotides. It is a transcript of the gene RPN9, whose product is annotated as 26S proteasome regulatory subunit. The coding region runs from base 1 to 1146 and encodes 381 amino acids. Gene Ontology annotation, biological process: ubiquitin-dependent protein catabolic process. The transcript has 3 exons. Gene Ontology annotation, cellular component: cytosol; proteasome regulatory particle, lid subcomplex; nucleus. The record is from RefSeq and is a predicted model, not a curated record. NCBI's taxonomy places the organism in Eukaryota, Fungi, Ascomycota, Eurotiomycetes, Onygenales, Onygenaceae. Gene Ontology annotation, molecular function: structural molecule activity.